AUUAUCUUUGGCCUUAUCAGUAUCAUCAAUAAUAUACCGGCAUCAUUAUUAUUAGAAAUUUUUUUCAAAAAGAUAUUUACCUAAACCUUAAAACAGUAUUAAUUAAUCAUCAUCAGUGGCACUGAGUCCUUUGAAAAAUUCACACAUAUAAUGGCAACAACAACGAAAACGACAACAAAACAAGAACAAUUCAUCAAUGAUCUUGUACAAUUUUAUCGUAAUCGUGGAUUUUCCGCGGCCCAUCCAUCAAAAUUUAUAGCAAGAUUGAAUGGAAAAAAUGUCGAUCUUUCUGAAUUGUAUGCACGUGUUUUAGAAUUCGGUGGUAGCUAUAAAGUGAAUCAAUUCAAUCUUUGGGAUGAUGUUUAUUUCAAAUUAUUCAAUACAAAUUACGUUGGAGCCAAUUUUGCUGUUGCAUUACGACAGAUUUACAAUCGUUAUCUAUUGCAAUAUGAAAAAUCUUGUAAUGGAAAUUUUAGUAGCGAACAAUGGAAUGAAAAUGAUGAUGAUGAUGAAAAUGCAAUUUUUUCCAACUCUUAUCACCACCAUCAAAACAAUCAUCAAAAUUCAUUGAAUCAAGCACCAAUUUGUGAUUAUUUAAACAAUAUUACUGAAUCCAAUGGUCAGAUACAUAAUGAUAGUAAAUUAUAUUGUUCACUAUUAAGUGGCCUUCCAAAUGAACUACAAUUUGCCUAUAAUGUUGCCACCAUAUUAACCAAUAGUCAUCGAUUCAAUUGGCAUAAUGAUUUCAAAUUUAUUAAUAUUUUAGUUGAAUCAAUUAAAUCCUAUUGUUGUGUUUGUGAUCAUUAUGACGAAGAACAACAAUUUGGUCGUGAAGAUUUUACUGAUGAAGAUGAAAUUCUCAAAUUAGAAUCAGUGAUUAAAUCAAAUUUUCAAACGAAAAUCGAAUCCAAUGAAAACUUUGAUAUGAAGAAAUCGACGAAUAAAUUGAAUGGUGGAAUGUCCAAAAUGGAUGAAUAUGAAAUACCAAAAUUGAAGAAAAAUUCUAUCGAAAUCAUUGAACAUAAAUGUAGUUGUUUUCUGAAAUUUUGGCUUCAAACAUGUUCGAAUGAAGAAUUGUUAAAUUUAAUGUUUUAUGAAUCAUCCGAUGAUAUAGACUUUGAUUCGAUUGGAUUAUUUUAUUAUAAAGAUUUUCCACCACAUUUAUAUCGAAAGAUUGAACAAAGAAUAACUUUGAUCGCUGAUAUGAUAAGAAAUGUUUCAUUUACAUAUGAUCAAAAUGAUGAAUCGAAUCAUGUGGCUAUGACACCUUUAUUAAAACUACUCACACUUUUAUUUUGUUCAGAUAAUGUUAAAUUUAUCAACAUUUCUUUGGACAUUUUAUCAAAUAUUGCACCAGCUUUGUCAUUUUCUUUUGCAAGACCUUAUGAACAAAAAUUUCUAACAUUGCUGCAUAUUUUAUUCAAACGUAUUGUUGAAACAUCAUUGAAUAGCAAUAACAUACAUGAUACAACAAAAUCAUUUGAAAUUAUGGCCCGUUAUAUUUCAGCUACAAAUAAUGAAGCUAAUAUGUUGCUGGAAAUGCACUUUAAAAAUGAUCAAAUAUAUGAAAGGAUAACACAACUUCUUACUUGUCAUUAUGAUAUUGCAUUAGUAUUGGCAUUGUUGGAAUUUUGUCUCGUACUUUCUGAAUCUCGUCCGAAUGUACUAAUCAAUAAUGAUAGCAGAACAUUUUUGAAAAUUUUAGUCAAUCUAUUGAAUUGUCAAGCUGCACAAUAUUUCACUACAGGUGCAUUACAAAAAAUCAAAAUUAUCGACACAAGACCCAAUGAAGAAAUUGUUCAUCGUCCAACUCAAAUAAUUCUCAAUAAUCAGAAUAUUUCUGUGACCACAACCAACAACACAACAACAAUUAUAUCGCAUCCUCAAGCUACACUACUUCCAAAACAACAACAACAACAACAAUCUCAAUUCACAAUACAAUCGAAUUCGAAUGCUCCAAUCAUUAAUAUCGCUAAUCAUCAAAUCCAACAACAACAACAACAACAGCAGCAGCAACAACAACAAUUAAUACAGAAGCCACUAAUUACAUCGAUACCGAACACUACAUUAAAUCUUAACAUUUUAGAUAAUGAAUCAUUUGCUAUAAAUUGGUUACGAAUGACCUAUGAAGAAGUGAAUGUAAAAUGUUCACUUAAAAUCAAUGAUAUCUAUGCUGAAUAUGUCAAAUAUUGUUGUCGAAAUUCUCGUCGUAAUGUUAUUGCUGCUCAAUCAUUUAAUUUUCUUCUCAAACGAUGUUUUCCACAGUGUCAGAUUAAUCAACAACAGCAAUCGGUGGAAGGUUUAAAUCUUAAAAUGACUAUGACAAUGAUUGAAGAUCAGAAAAAACCAUUGAUGACCAAUGUUGUCAACAAUCAGAUGUCUCCGAUAUUGAAAGCACAUUUAAGUACACCACCAAAAACUCAAUUACCAGAUGGUACAAUAACAAAUGUGGUGACAACACCGGCGGCAUCAUCUGUUACAUCUCAGACACCAACAAACGCAUCAACAUUGAUAAAAAGUUUGUUGGCUAAUAAACUUCGAAGUAAUCAACAACAACAACAACAACAACAACAGCAAACGAAUAUUGUUGCCACCAUUCAACAACCAACAACACAUAUAGCUGCAACUCUUGCGACACAAACCACUCAAGAUGUAUCAAAACCUCUGAUGACUGAAUCACAACCUCAACAUCAGCAGCAACAACAACAACAACAACAGAAAAACAUUAUAAUAGCACAGAAUUCGCCGGCUACAUCGUUUGCAUUGACCACACCAACCGUUAUCGGUAACAACAUUAUUGUUCCGACUUCAAUUCAUCAAUCAUCACCACAAGUUUCCAAUCCACUUCAAGGUUCACAACAAAUCUUCCUAGUUCGUACCUUUAUAACAGGUCAACAAAAUUCGAAUACUCCUGUUCGAUUAUUGUUACCAGCUUCAAUGAUUCAACAACGAUUCCCAGUUCCACCAUGUUCUGGAACGAAUACAAUCAAUAUCAAUGGUAUAACAGCAGCAACACCGACAGUUGUUCAAACUGCAAUUAAUAAUUCCAUACAAACAGCUAAUCUGAUUUCACAACAAUCAUCUGUACCUCAGCAACAAUUUUUAAUAUCACCAGCAACAACUACAACCGCUGGACAUACUGUUCCAGUAAUUGUUUCGACUAAUAUGACAAUACCUUCACAAUCUAAAUCAGCUCCAAUAGUAGCAACAACACCUGUCAUGAAAAAUUCAUCCAUUGCUAAUUCAUCACCAUUGUUGAAUGUAUUGUUGGACAAAGGAAAGCUGCCGGAUUUUCCUAAUCAACAGAAUAAUUCUUCGGCCACUCCUACGAUUGCAGCCAUAACUUUGAAUACAACAACCACAACGCCUCAGCCUCAGAUAAUUCCCACGGUUACAACUGUGCCAACAACAAUUGCCCAACCGAUAAAUACUACGAUUAUACAAAAUCAUCCACUUACAUCAGCACCAAAUUCUAAUAUAACACAACCUAAAAUGAUAAUUCUUGCACCGAAUAAUCCAACACCAGCAUCGAAACCUGAAUUACCUACGAAAGUAAUUGUUCCUGAUGUCAAACCUGCAUCAAAUUUAGCAAUACAACAAGCACUUGGGAACAAUAUUCGAUUAACCACUACAACGUCAACAACAACACCGGUGACCAUUGUAAAUGGUGACAUGAAAACACCUGGAAAAAUGAACAUUCUGACAUCGACUAACGCCGAAAUUCCAAUAACCCAUACAAAACAUCCAUUAGAAAAUCAAACAACCACCGAACUAAACAAAAGAUUGAAACCUAAUGAACCAUCAUCAGUUGUUCAAAAGAAAACUAAUGGUAUCAACCCAUUGGCAACACAACAAGAGAUGGCCAAGAUACCAACAUCGAAUGUACAGAUUAAAAUCGCUGAACCGAAACAAGUUCAUCCAAAUAAUCCAUGCAUCGAAUUCGAAUGUCAAUGGAAUAAUUGUCAAAUGAAAUUCUCAAGGGCAUCGGAUGUUUUCUAUCAUGUACAUUCUCAACACAUAAUGACGCCUUCGUGUCCAAAUUUUAUGAAUUGUCUUUGGGGUGGUGCAGAAGGACGAGGACCAGGAUGUCUAUCGAAACGGCCUAAAUUAUCUUUACUCACACAUUUGCAGGAUUAUCAUUGCAACCCGAAUGCAUUGAAACAAGAAUUAGAACGAAAAAAACAAUUAGCAUCGACUGGUACAACCAACAUUAUAAUACCAGCUCCACCAGCCCACCCUGGUUAUGCACAAAAUGCAGCUAUGUUAGCCAUUCGUCGUUAUACAAAUAAAACACUGCAAGAAGCAUCGGAACCAAUCACUCCACUAACACCAUUAACAGUUAGUAUCCGUUUGACAACAGCAUUAAUAUUGAGAAAUUUGGCCAAACGAUCUCAUUUCAUUAAAAAAUCACUUGAAUUGUUUGAAUCACAGCUUUGUGAAAUAUCAGCUGCUGAAGGCCGAGAUGAAUCACGAACAAUUGCCCAAUGUUUGGCUGUCUUAAAUGAACAUAAAUAAUAAUUAUUAUUCGUUUUAAUCGAUGAUUUUUGUACAUAGAAGAAUAAUAGGAUUACAAAAAUGAAUUAUUUUUCAUCAAUUUCAUCAUCACAUCAUCCACGGAUUCAUUGUAAUUAUUUUGACA
Messenger RNA from Dermatophagoides farinae (American house dust mite), 4639 nucleotides. RefSeq names its product Brahma associated protein 170kD (gene Bap170). NCBI's taxonomy places the organism in Eukaryota, Metazoa, Arthropoda, Arachnida, Sarcoptiformes, Pyroglyphidae. Gene Ontology annotation, biological process: regulation of DNA-templated transcription. Gene Ontology annotation, cellular component: SWI/SNF superfamily-type complex. Gene Ontology annotation, molecular function: DNA binding. The record is from RefSeq and is a predicted model, not a curated record.